Molecule: messenger RNA, 1605 nt
Organism: Rubroshorea leprosula
Lineage: Eukaryota; Viridiplantae; Streptophyta; Magnoliopsida; Malvales; Dipterocarpaceae
Source: the annotation of a GenBank genome assembly
CCUUUAUUUUUUUUUGUUAGUUCCCAAAGCGCACCGAAAUCAACGCAGAGAUAAGGAAAUCCGGCGAGCCGGCGAACAAAACCGGCGAUACUGUCUCGAAGAUAUAUAUAGUGGAAAAAUGGCGAAGCUGAGCUCGGCAAUCGACUCUGCAUUCUGGGACCAGAGGAUAGCCACCCCACGGACAAUUGAGGGCUCUGCCAAGUCGGUGCCGGGGGAUCCAUUCCCGCUCGACGGGGCUCGAGCCAGCAGAGAACUCAGAGUUCAGCAACUUUCAUUUCUCGGAAAUGGGUUUCCUUUGGGUAUCAUUCCUUCUUUCUCUCCUCCUUCGCGCAAGGAGUUGGGGUCUUUGGCUCUUCAGUCUUUCUUGUUCAGAGCUUCCAUAGAAAACUGGUGGGUUGCAACGAUUGGUCAAAUCCGCCCUAAGAAACUGGUUUCUUCAAUUAAAGAAGAGCUUUCUAAGGGGGGAGAAAGGAAGCUCCAUGUUUUUAGAGAAGCAGCAAAGUGUUUUUUGGACAAGUCUCUGUAUUCGGUUGCUCUCUGCACCCAGCUUGCCUUGUCUUCUGCCACAUCCUUAUUAUUAAGCGGAGAAUCACAUGGUGAAAAAGAGGGAUUUCGCAGCAAAUUGAUGCUUUAUCACAGGCUUCGUGAUCAUGAUCUCACACUGGAGGCUGGAUGGCCUGAGCUAUAUAUAGAUCACAAAGGAAAUUACUGGGAUGUUCCUGUGUCGAUAUCCUUAGAUAUGUCAUCAUUGGAAUCCGAUUCUGGAUUCAACUAUCGUUUUGGUAUACACCAGAACAGUGGCAACCCCCAGGCUUUUAAUUCCUUGGAUGGUGAAUCACCUUCAGCAUUAAGGCCUGGAUUGUGUGCAAAGGCUGCUUUCUCUUAUGAAAAGGGAAAGGAAUUCUGGAGGCAAGAGACAAGAUUUGAGGAUAUGGUAGUAAAGAUAGAUAAUGAUGUUUUUUUACAACCUCCAUCCUAUGAUCUUUGUCUUAGUGAACCUCAUGCCGCAAUAUCUGGUCUUGUAGGUGGCAUGUGUGCAGCCUGGUUUGGGGGAAAGAAGGGCUCCAUAAGCAUUGAAUCAGAAGGAAAGGGGGAUCUUCCUACUGUUACUAAGAAGAGAAUUCCUUUUAGUGCUGAUUUAUUUGGCUCAGUUUGCUACACUUUCCAGCAUGGGAGAUUCAGGAACAAAUAUGGUGAUCUUACUAGGGUAGAUGCUCGUCUGGACAUGUGUUCUGUUUCAGCUUUGGCCAAAAGAAUUUUCAAGGGGUCUUCAGUUAGUAAUAACAUAGCAUAUCCCAGAUUAAAUUUGAUCUUUCAACAGCAGGUUGCUGGUCCGGUUGUAGUUCGGUUAGAUUCAAAGUUUCUGCUUGGUCCCUCAUCAGGAGAGCGUGGCCCGGUUAUGGAGGAUCUGAUUUUAAGCCUUAACUACUCCUUGAGGCUUCUACGAUCUGGAAAGGUUGUUGCUUGGUAUUCACCGAAGAGGAAAGAGGGAAUGAUAGAAUUGCGCCUCUUUGAAUUCUGACAUUUUCCAGAUUUUUUGUUUGUUUUGUUUAGAACACCAAUUAAUGUACGUUUCACAUUGUUGAAUCAAUGUUAUUCUGCUAA